This is a messenger RNA of Ailuropoda melanoleuca (giant panda), 3611 nucleotides long. RefSeq names its product tyrosine 3-monooxygenase/tryptophan 5-monooxygenase activation protein zeta (gene YWHAZ). The transcript has 6 exons. The record is from RefSeq and is a predicted model, not a curated record. Lineage: Eukaryota; Metazoa; Chordata; Mammalia; Carnivora; Ursidae. The coding region runs from base 466 to 1203 and encodes 245 amino acids.
GGAUUCGAGGAGAAGCGAGGUAGGAAGGCAGUGGUGGGAAGGAGGAAAGAAAAAAAAAAAAAAAGGAAGGAGCUUCCUGCCCAGGCUCACUCUCCCUAGAGCAGAGAAGUUGGAAGCUGAGCUGUGUGGGGAGGAGUGUUGAUAGCGGCAGAAGUGGUACGCUCCUCCGCUCGCCCUCUAGCGCGGGCGGGCAGGACGCGCGCGCGCUAGGGAGCGGCGGUUGCACUGGGCCCCCAGAGCUGUGGGCACCAAUCAACGGUUGCCAUAGCAGCGUUUGACGUCAUCGUGCGUGUGGUGCCCCUGCUGUCGGGGCUGGUGAUUGGAGGAAACCCCGUGUCUGCGGAGCCGCUGUAGCCUGUGAGCAGCGAGUUCCACGGACAGAGUCUCAGCCUCGCCGCUGCCGCCCAGAGACUGCUGAGUCCCGUCCGUCUGCCGCCACCCACUCCGGACACAGAACAUCCAGUCAUGGAUAAAAAUGAGCUGGUGCAGAAGGCCAAACUGGCCGAGCAGGCUGAGCGAUAUGAUGACAUGGCAGCCUGCAUGAAGUCUGUAACUGAGCAAGGAGCUGAAUUAUCCAAUGAGGAGAGGAAUCUUCUCUCAGUUGCUUAUAAAAAUGUUGUAGGAGCCCGUAGGUCAUCUUGGAGGGUCGUCUCAAGUAUUGAGCAAAAGACGGAAGGUGCUGAGAAAAAACAGCAGAUGGCUCGAGAAUACAGAGAGAAAAUUGAGACCGAGCUAAGAGAUAUCUGCAAUGAUGUACUGUCUCUUUUGGAAAAGUUUUUGAUCCCCAAUGCUUCACAAGCAGAGAGCAAAGUCUUCUAUUUGAAAAUGAAAGGAGACUACUACCGUUACUUGGCCGAGGUUGCUGCUGGUGAUGACAAGAAAGGGAUUGUGGAUCAGUCACAACAAGCAUACCAAGAAGCUUUUGAGAUCAGCAAAAAGGAAAUGCAACCAACACAUCCUAUCAGACUGGGUCUGGCCCUUAACUUCUCUGUGUUCUAUUACGAAAUUCUGAACUCCCCGGAGAAAGCUUGCUCUCUUGCAAAGACAGCUUUUGAUGAAGCCAUUGCUGAACUUGAUACAUUAAGUGAAGAGUCAUACAAAGACAGCACGCUAAUAAUGCAAUUACUGAGAGACAACUUGACAUUGUGGACAUCGGACACCCAGGGAGACGAAGCUGAAGCAGGAGAAGGAGGGGAAAAUUAACCGGCCUUCCAACUUUUGUCUGCCUCAUUCUAAAAUUUACACAGUAGACCAUUUGUCAUCCAUGCUGUCCCACAAAUAGUUUUUUGUUUACGAUUUAUGACAGGUUUAUGUUACUUCUAUUUGAAUUUCUAUAUUGCCCAUGUGGUUUUUAUGUUGAAUAUUAGGGGAGUAGAGCCAGUUAACAUUAGGGAGUUAUCUGUUUUCAUCUUGAGGUGGCCAAUAUGGGGAUGUGGAAUUUUUAUACUAGUUAUAAAUGUUCGGCAUAGUACUUUUGGUACAUUGUGGCUUCACGAGGGCCAGUGUUAAAACCGCUUCCAUGUCUAAGCAAAGAAAACUGCCUACAUAUUGGUGUGUCCUGGUGGGGAAUAAAAGGGAUAAUUGGUUCCAGAUACAGGUGUAGUUUUUGUGGGUACUGUAAGGUUUGGGGCACUUACAAGGCUGUGGUAGAAAUGGGUAUUCUGUAGAUACCACAUACUGAACCAUGAGUAUCUGUGGAAAACACAUUCUCAAUGUGCACACCUUUGACUACAGUUGCAGGAGUGUUCCUUUAGUUGUGACCCAAUUUACUCUGGAUAAGGGCAGAAACGGUUCACAUUCCAUUAUUUGUAAAGUUACCUGCUGUUUGCUUUCAUUAUUUUUGCUACACUCCUUUUAUUUGUAUUUAAAUGUUUUAGGCAACCUAAGAACAAAUGUACAAGUAAAGAUGCAGUAAAAAUGAAUUGCUUGAUAUCCACUUUAUGUAUAUCAAGCACAGCAGCAAAAUAAAAAUCCCAUGUAUUUAACUUUUUUUUUUUUUUUUUUUUGGUUUUUGGUUUUGUUUGGGUUUUUUUUGUUUUUGUUUUGGGGUUUUUUUUGUUUUUGGGGGGUUUUUUGCUUUUGUGAUUUUUUUUUUUUUUUUUUGAUACUUGCCUAACAUGCAUGUGCUGUAAAAAUAGUUAACAGGGAAAUAACUUGAGAUGAUGGCUAGCUUUGUUUAAUGUCUUAUGAAAUUUUCAUGAACAAUCCAAGCAUAAUUGUUAAGAACACGUGUAUUAAGUUCAUGUAAGUGGAAUAAAAGUUUUAUGAAUGGACUUUUCAACUACUUUCUCUACAGCUUUUCAUGUAAAUUAGUCUUUUGGUUCUGAAACUUCUCUAAAGGAAAUUGUACAUUUUUGGAAAUUGUUCCUUAUUCCCUCUUGGCAGCUAAUGGGCUUUUACCAAGUUUAAAUACAAAGUUUAUCGUAACAAAAUACUACUAAUAUAACUACUGCUGUUCCCGACCGUGUCCCAUAUUCCUCCCCUCCCCUGAAAAAAAAAAUAAGUUUGGUGUUUCGUUUUUUGUUUUGUUUUGUUUUGUUUUUUUCAGAGACGGGGGAUUGAUUGGAAAAAAGUAAUGUGUUCCAUUUAAAAUUUUGGUAUAUGGCAUUUUCUAACUUAGGAAGCCACAAUGUUCUUGGCCCAUCAUGACACUGGGUAGCAUUAACUAAGUUUUGUGCUUCCAAAUCACUUUUGUUUUUAAGAAUUUCUUGAUAUUGUUAUAGCCUGCCUUCAAUUUUGAUCCUUCAUUCUUUCUCCUUGUCAGGUGCACAAGAUUACCUUUUUUAGCCUUCUGUCUUGUCACCAACCAUUCCUACUUGGUGGCCGUGUACUUGGAAAAAAGGCCGCAUGAUCUUUCUGGCUCCACUCAAUGUCUAAGGAUACCUUGCUUCCUUUGCUUGCAUCCCACAAACUAUUUCCCUCAUCCUAUUUACUGCAGCGAAUCUCUCCUUAGUUGAUGAGAUUGUGUUUAUCUCCUUGUAAACCCUACCUAUCCUGAAUGGUCUGUCAUUGUCUGCCUUUAAAAUCCUUACUUUUCCUCUCUUUAAAUAAUGAUGGGGCUAAGUUAUACCCAAAGCUCACCCCCAGACUAUUUCCUCAGUACCUUGCAGAAAACACCAAACAAAAAUACCAUUUUAAAAGAGGUGUAUUUUUUUUUCCUUUUAGAAUGUAAGCUCCUCCAGAGCAGGGACAAUGUUUUCUGUAUGUUCUAUUGUGCCUAGUACACUGUAAAUGCUCAAUAAAUAUUGAUGAUGGGAGGCAGUGAGUCUUGAUGAUAAGGGUGAGAAACGGAAAUCCCAAAUAACUGUUUUGUUGCUUGUUUUAUUAUGACCUCAGAUUAAAUUGGGAAAUACCAGCCCUUUGGCACAGUUGUCCCAAAUACUACAUUCAAAUAAAAGUGCAAUGGAGGCCUUGGGGUCUUUCUUUCAAGGAGAAAAGAUCUCUUAACGCAUUGGGGCAAAAUAAUCAUCUUUGUGGCUCUUUUCUUAUGGAUUUCUCCUGACCCCCAGGCCAAGGACAUGAAGUAAUCAUUUAUAGCUAAGGAACAUUAAGCUAGACUUGAGAUGGAUCUCAUUCAAGUAUAAAUUAUAAAUAAAAUCUAAAGCUUGUCA